Aureobasidium melanogenum CBS 110374 is the source of this 723-nucleotide messenger RNA. RefSeq names its product PRP38-domain-containing protein. The coding region runs from base 1 to 723 and encodes 240 amino acids. Gene Ontology annotation, cellular component: precatalytic spliceosome. The record is from RefSeq and is a predicted model, not a curated record. NCBI's taxonomy places the organism in Eukaryota, Fungi, Ascomycota, Dothideomycetes, Dothideales, Saccotheciaceae. The transcript has 2 exons.
AUGGCGCACCAAGCAGAUGCAACGCGCAUGCUCGACGACCGCGGCUACACCGGCACCCUAAUCCGCGGUCAAAAUCCCCUUCUCCUCUUCGAAAAAGCCGUCCGCGAUCGCAUAGUGGACUCAUACUACUGGAAAGAGCAAUGUUUCGGUCUGAACGCCGCCACCCUCUGCGAUCGCGCCGUCGACCUCACCUUCAUUGGUGGUACCUACGGUGUCGGUCAGAAGCCAACACCGUUCCUCUGUCUCGCCUUCAAACUCCUCCAACUCACGCCAGAGAAAGAAAUCAUAUUGCAUUACUUGCAGCAAGAGGAUUGGAAAUACUUGAGAGCUCUGGCGGCAUUUUACAUCCGUUUAACUUGGGAGCCCAAGGAUAUUUAUGAGACUUUGGAGGCAUAUUUGAGUGACUUCAGGAAGUUGAAGAGGAGGACAAGGGAUGCAUACACGUUGAGCUACAUUGAUCAGUUCAUCGAUGAUCUACUCACAAAAGACCGUGUGUGCGCAACUUCGCUCUGGAAGAUGCCGAGUCGUACACAACUGGAGGAUCUCGAUAUACUGGAGCCACGCGUCAGUCCACUGGGAGAUGAGAUUGACGAGCUGGAUGCCGAAGACGAGGAAAUGAAGAAUGGAAGUGAUGGUGAGGUUGAGGAAGUCAGAAAUGAGAAGAAGAAGCAGGAGCAGAAGUUACGACCGCUACGACAGAAGAAGCAGGAGUCGCAGUUAUGA